This is a messenger RNA of Amoebophrya sp. A25, 946 nucleotides long. The record is from the annotation of a GenBank genome assembly. NCBI's taxonomy places the organism in Eukaryota, Dinophyceae, Syndiniales, Amoebophryaceae.
GAAAGACUCGUCGAACAGAUAUAUGAGCAAACAAGUAGAAUAAUGAUGUGUUUCCGUAGCUAAAGCUACUAUGGAGUUUACGCGUCAUCUUCGACUCAUCUAAAAGCACAAAGCCCAAAAUGGCCUCUCGUAAUUCUUCUAAGUCAGCUGGCUCGCGACCGCCUGCGCUAGAGCCCAUAAUGACGCGCAGAAGCGUCCCUCAGAGUCCAGGCGAUACGGACAGUGGUCCUAUGGCUGGGCCCAGCAGCGGGCGGCCACCCCAAGAAAGCCCCUCUAGCGCCUCCGAUCGAGGGGCGCAAAUCGGGACGAUGACCACGGCGGAACUGAACUACGCGAGUGCAGUGUACUACUUGUUUUUGAUGAUUAUGUGGUUGAUGACGAGGAAAUCAUCUUAUGAUCAUCAUCAUCAUCAUCAUCAUCAGGAUCGCCUUUCCUAAGGUUCAACUUCUUACUGCUUUCAGCGACUAGUUCGUUCUUGACUCAAGGAAGAAGAGGGCAAUCAUUUCGAUUUGCUGUGUAAUGGGAAUCCAUAUCCAGCCACCUACUGCUGGUGGUCAGCUUGAUGAUUGUAGGUAGCAAGUAGUAGAGGCACCACUACAUCAACGUCGUCACCGUAUGCUACUAGAAGUACCCACUUGUUUUUGGAGUACGAGUACCGUCGAAACGUUCUCAAACCAGGCUCCGUCAAGAGGCGGAAGAGGAGCUGCAGCUGCACCGCGAACAGGGACUAGAACAGGAGGAUGCGGACGACACUGUCUACCUCUACCCUUCGGUCAAGAAGAAGGACAUUAAGAAGGUGGGCGCCUUUGCCGGCGUUUUCGUCCCGACAUGCGAAAAUAUGUGGGGCGUGCUCAUCUUUCUUCGAUUCUACCUCAUCGUGGGAAAUGCUGGUGUCUCUUGGGCAUUAGUUGCGGUCUUUUUGUCGUUCAGUAUGGCUUUUCUGACA